AUGACGGAGACCGUAACCGUGGUAACUACAGCCGUCAACGGCGAUUCGCAACGAGUUUUAGGCAAUAAACGCGUUUUAGCUUAUGGAUAUCACGAUCACGGUCAGAUUUUCAAUAGAUGGGUCGUAAAUCAGAAUAGAAGGAGUGGUAAACUAGAAGUCAGGAUAAAAUUAGAUGACAAGGAUAAGAGAUUGUUAGAACAUAUUCACAAAUUAAAGGCUAAAUUAGAGAAAGAAAUUCAGGAUCUUAAAAAUGAUAUCUCCGAACUUACGAAAGAUAUGGAGGUAUUGGAAGCUACUUUUACGGAAAGUGAUAGUAAAAAUAGUGCAAGAGCAAGUGAAUUACACAUUGGAAGGAAAAAAUUUAAUAUGUCAGCACCGAAGGGUAUCGAUUAUUUAGAAUCUGUUGGAUUAUUAAAUCAUACCUGUCAAGAUAUUGCGCAGUUUUUAAGUAAAAUGGAGGGCCUUAGUAAAAUACAGAUUGGAGAGUAUUUGGGAGAGAACAAAGAAUUCAACUUAAAAGUUCUGAAUGAAUUUGUUCGUAUACAUGUCUUUUCGAAUUUGUCCUUGGUAGAUGCAUUAAGGCAAUUAUUGGCUAGCUUUCGUCUACCUGGGGAAGCUCAAAAGAUUGAUAGAAUGAUGGAAUGCUUCGCCCAGCAUUAUUGUACUAGUAAUCCUGGCGUAUUUACAAAUUCUGACACUUGUUAUGUAGUGUCCUUCUCACUAAUUAUGCUCAAUACGACCUUGCAUAAUCCAAGUGUCAAAGAAAAGACGACACUUGAGCAAUUUAUUUCUAUGAAUCGUGGUAUCAAUAACGGUGGCGAUCUUCCCAGAGAGCUAUUAGUCACUUUGUUUGAAGAUAUUAAAAGUAAACCAUUUAAAAUACCAGAAGAUGACGGAAGUGAUUUAACUUAUACGUUUUUUAACCCUGAUCGAGAGGGUUGGCUUGUGAAAGAAGGUGGUAAUUAUAAGUCAUGGAGGCGUAGAUGGUUUAUUUUAACGGAUAAUUGCCUAUAUUAUUUUCGAAAUACAACGGAUAAAGAACCACGCGGUAUUAUACCUUUAGAGAAUCUAAAUGUUCGCGAUUGUCCGGAUUCUAAGCGCCCCUUCUGUUUUGAAAUUUUUUCCUCGGGGGUUAUUAAGGCUUGCAAAACUGAUUCUGAUGGUCGUGUUGUAGAGGGUAAUCAUAGUGUUUAUCGUAUUGCUGCUUCGAAUGUUACUGAAAAAGAUGAGUGGAUGAAAUCUAUUCAAGCUAGUAUUAGUAAUGAUCCAUUUUAUGAAAAAUUGCGUGCUAGAAAAAAGAAGGCUUCUAAUGCAUCUUAA
Messenger RNA from Trichoplax adhaerens, 1320 nucleotides. RefSeq lists its product as uncharacterized. Bases 1 to 1320 code for a protein of 439 amino acids. NCBI's taxonomy places the organism in Eukaryota, Metazoa, Placozoa, Uniplacotomia, Trichoplacea, Trichoplacidae. The record is from RefSeq and is a predicted model, not a curated record. Gene Ontology annotation, biological process: regulation of ARF protein signal transduction. The transcript has 17 exons. Gene Ontology annotation, molecular function: guanyl-nucleotide exchange factor activity.